Drosophila eugracilis is the source of this 2195-nucleotide messenger RNA. It is a transcript of the gene sgl, whose product is annotated as UDP-glucose 6-dehydrogenase. Bases 83 to 1513 code for a protein of 476 amino acids. NCBI's taxonomy places the organism in Eukaryota, Metazoa, Arthropoda, Insecta, Diptera, Drosophilidae. The transcript is spliced from 3 exons. Gene Ontology annotation, molecular function: UDP-glucose 6-dehydrogenase activity; NAD binding. The record is from RefSeq and is a predicted model, not a curated record. Gene Ontology annotation, cellular component: nucleus; cytosol. Gene Ontology annotation, biological process: glycosaminoglycan biosynthetic process.
GGAAGAGAAGAGAACGGGAAGGAAAAGCAAAGCCGAAUAGUAACAGCAAAACAAAACAGAAACAACGAAAAGCGGUGCAAUUAUGAAGGUCUGCUGCAUUGGCGCUGGAUAUGUCGGUGGUCCCACUUGCGCGGUUAUGGCGCUCAAAUGCCCCGAUAUCGUGAUAACCCUAGUGGACAAGAGCUCCGAGCGGAUUGCCCAGUGGAAUUCGGAUAAAUUACCCAUUUACGAGCCUGGUUUGGACGAGGUGGUGAAGAAGUGCCGCAAUGUGAAUCUAUUCUUCUCCACGGACAUUGAGACGGCCAUCAAGGAGGCGGAUCUCAUCUUCAUCUCGGUUAACACGCCCACAAAAACCUGCGGCAAUGGCAAGGGUCGAGCGGCGGACCUGAAGUACGUGGAAAGUGCAGCCCGAAUGAUUGCAGAGAUCGCCCAGUCCAACAAGAUUGUGGUGGAGAAGAGUACAGUGCCAGUGCGGGCGGCGGAAAGCAUAAUGCACAUACUCCGUGCUAAUCAGAAGCCUGGUAUUCACUACGACAUCCUGUCCAACCCAGAGUUUCUGGCUGAGGGCACUGCCAUUAAUGACCUGCUGAACGCUGAUCGCGUGCUUAUUGGUGGCGAAGAGACACCCGAGGGCCAUCAGGCGGUGGAGAAGCUGUCGUGGAUCUAUGAGCACUGGAUACCCAAGCAGAAUAUACUUACAACCAAUACGUGGAGCAGUGAGUUGUCCAAAUUGGCUGCAAAUGCUUUCUUGGCCCAGCGGAUCUCCAGCAUUAAUUCACUGUCGGCGGUGUGCGAAGCCACUGGAGCAGAUGUCUCCGAGGUGGCGAGGGCCGUGGGUCUGGAUUCCCGCAUCGGUUCCAAGUUCCUGCAGGCGUCCGUGGGCUUCGGUGGCAGUUGCUUCCAGAAGGACAUCCUAAACCUGAUCUACAUAUGCGAAAACCUCAACCUGCCAGAGGUUGCUGCGUACUGGCAGCAGGUGAUCGAUAUGAACGAGUAUCAGAAGCGACGAUUCUCCCAGAAGAUCAUCGAGAGUCUUUUUAAUACAGUGUCGGACAAGAGGAUAGCCAUCUUGGGCUUUGCCUUCAAGAAGAACACGGGUGAUACCCGUGAGACUGCCGCCAUAACUGUAUGCCAAACACUACUGGAGGAAGGUGCCGCCCUAGACAUCUACGAUCCAAAAGUAGAACCCGAACAGAUCAUUGACGACCUCACGCAUCCUAGUGUCACAGAGUCCCCGGAGAAGGUAAAGAAGGCCGUGCAGAUCCACAGUGACCCCUACAGUGCCGUUCGAGCCACCCAUGCCUUGGUCAUCUGCACGGAGUGGGAUGAGUUUGUGGACCUGGACUUUAAGCGCAUAUACCAAUCAAUGAUGAAACCGGCUUACAUCUUCGAUGGCCGCAAGAUCCUCGAUCAUGAACGUUUGCAGCAGAUUGGUUUCCAUGUGCAGACCAUCGGCAAGAAGUACCAGCGCACUGGUCUGCUCCGAUCCUGGGGCAUUGUGCCGCAGCUUUAGGCGCGUCGGGCGACGGAUGUGAUGGCAUUUACACUUAAAGUUGGCGAAAUUUCCAGUAUUUGCGAGACUAAAUUGUAAAUAUGCGUAUCUUGUUCUGUAUCUGAGUGUGUUAGAGUGGGUCGAUUCAAUGGACGAAGAUACGUUAGGUUGGAAAGUUAUCUAUGGAUGAUUCUGAGAUGAAAUCUUGGACCUUAUAGUUAUACUAUCAGUUUGACCUUGCUUAAGUUAAAGUAUAAAAAAAGGUUUGUCAGAAAAAAAUUAUCAAUUGACUUGGUCAUAUUCCAUGAAGUAAGGAGAAUAGAAAUUGAAAUAAUGUAUUUCUUUAUAUGAAUUUCAAAUGAAAGUAAAAAGUAUUUAGUAACUAUUUUUUUCUGUAUAUAAUUAGAAAAGCAAAACUUUAUAAUUUAAUAUCGAAUUUUCUACAGAUUCAUCCAACAAUUUUAAAGUUUUCCCAAUAUCGACCCAGCCUAACGUGAGUGUUUUUAAAUAGUUAAAGUAUUGAGCUAGGCACACCCGAAGGGGAAACCCCAAACCGUAUUUGUAUUCAUAUUCCUAUUCCCGUGUCGAUCCGCCCCUCGAGGUUCGGCAGUUGCAAUAUAAGCCCUGGCAGGUCAAUCCUCUCCUGCUGUGGGUCAAUAAAAAUCAGCAUUUACACGAGAACAUGUAAAUUUUAUAAAAAUAA